Molecule: messenger RNA, 1044 nt
Organism: Leptomonas pyrrhocoris
Lineage: Eukaryota; Euglenozoa; Kinetoplastea; Trypanosomatida; Trypanosomatidae
Exons: 1
Coding region: 103-1044 (313 amino acids)
Source: RefSeq, a predicted model, not a curated record
AGGUGUUCGUAUUCUCAAUAUUGCCAGCAGACGCUUUCUUUGCCGUGUAGCUUACCGUUGAUUAUACACACCCUCUCUCUCUCUUAUCCUCCACGGUGUUUCAUGACCUUCAAAGAAUUCCGUAUUGCAUUCGAAAAGAACAAGGUCAUCUACGAUAGCGCACUGCUUACCUUCAAGGGUGUCGACGGCUUCGACGUGUACAACUGCUCCGUCCCCUUCCAGUAUAAGGGCAAAGCCCACAUCUUUGGCCGCAUCGAGAGGCGGGAGAGGUGGGCGGAGCCUCGCGUGCGACUCUUUAUUCAAACUGACAAGGAUGAGUUUACGCUGGUGCCGGACCAACUGACGUACCAGCUGGAGGACCCUUUUGUGGCUCGCGUGGCGGGUCAGAUGCUCUUUGGUGGCACCCAAGUGCUCAAAAGCGCCGGCGACGUGACGAGCUGCUUUUGCGACUUUUACCGCGGAACACCGCAGGAGCUGUCCUACUUCACCACUGGCCCUGAUUGCAUGAAGUACAUCCGUGCGGUGCAGUUGGCAGACGGCGGCAUCGGACUCUUCUCGUGGCACAGAACGGACGACUUGUGUUUGAUCGGUUUCACCACGGUCAAGACGCUACAUGAAAUCACACGCGACGUUAUCGACGCUGCGCAGCCCAUCGAUCACCGACCUUUUCUCGACGCCUGCGGUGGUGUGAAUCAGGCGUAUCUGCUCUCCAGCGGCGAGGUCGGCUGCAUCUCGCACCACGGCUACGUCGACAGGGACGACGCGGGUGAGCAGCUCAACGUGUACUGCAUCACGUCCUUCGUGUACAACCCGGCCACCAAUGACACCCUUGCCUUCAAGGUGCUCGGCACGAAAGACUGCUUCCCGGCGUGUCCGGCAAAGGCACCGCGGGUCGCCGACUGCGCAUUUGCGACGGGGAUCGUCAUGAGAGACGAUGGAAAGUGCGACCUCUACAGCGGUAUUGGCGACACACACGAGGGCCGCAUCACCAUCGACUACCCGUUUGAAGGGCACGGGGAGCUGAUUGGUGAUCUGACUUUUUAA